CGGCGCGCGGGCGCGGGCUGCCCCCCCCAAGGUCGUGGACACCGGAGGGGGCUUCCUCCUCGAGGAGGAGGAGGAGGACGGUGGCGGCGACCCACAGCGGCAAAAGCCCGGCGCCGCCGAGAACAUCGUGCAUCCUCCCGCUUGUGAAACUGUAUAGAAAAUGUUAAUUUCCUGCUAGAACUACAAUGUUGCUGUUAAAAGAAACAUUCCUCGUAGCUGCGUUUAUCGGAAUCGGUGUUUCUUGGUGUCUCACGAAACGUAAAGCAGAUGGCGAUGACGCUGGAAGUGAUCUACCCGGCGAGGAUGCAGCCAGGAGUCAUGGCUGCCACUGGCAUGAGUCUGGGCUUGGAGCAGUGCUGAGAGGGCUUGGGGAGAGGAUUGUAGUGGAGCUCCAUCCCCAUUCCACUCCUAGCAGCUCUCUGGCCAUCCACCUCCAUAACUGCCAGAAAGAACGGACAAGAGCCUUGCCAACCGCCCCAGGCCUUCGUUGAGCUCGUUUAGGGAGAGGCAGGCGUGGCCGAGCUAGGAAAAAAACCGGAGCAGAGCUGAGAGGACUAUGAUGCCAGCACAGCUCCUGUACUGCUUCCUGCUCUAGCCACUGUCUUCGAACUGCAUCCCCUUCUGCUUCCUCCCGUUCCUGCCUGCACGUCCUCUGUAAAUCAGGACAUGGCGUUGCAGAGCCAGAAUGGAGGAAGGUGUAGGAGGGGAUGUGAAGCCCUUUAUAAGAAAAUGCAGAGAUUUUUUUUUUUUUUUUGUAACAAUGGCUAAGUUGAAACAAAUGUGUGUGUUUGAAUGUUGAAAUCCAAUACUGAAUACAAGGAACCUUCUAGCAAGAACCGAAAUAGACUAGCAGAGAUGAGAUUGGACGAUAAUGGUUUUUAGUUUGUUCUGUAUCUUUCUGGAAAACUUGAAUAGAGCGAAACUAGCCUGUAACCAAUACUGUAAGAACUAUCAUGUAAAUUUUAGUAAAGUUGCUUGCAAUACCAACUCCAGAUGCUUGUUUUUAACAUCGUGGUUCCUUAAAAAAAAAAAUUUCUUUCCCUUAGCACCCGUACUAGAAUUUGACUAUCUCAUCUGUGGAGACUGUGGCAAAGAAUUCAUGGAUUCCUACCUUAUGCAGCAUUUUGAUUGGGCAACAUGUGAUAAUUGCAGAGAUCCUGAAGAUAAACAUAAGCUUAUAACAAGGACAGAAGCAAAAGAAGAGUAUCUUCUUAAAGACUAUGACUUAGACAAGAGGGAACCAGUGCUCAGGUUCAUUGUGAAGAAAAACCCUCAUAAUUCACGAUGGGGUGACAUGAAACUUUAUUUAAAACUGCAGGUAAUCAAGCGUUCUCUUGAAGUCUGGGGUAGCGAAGAAUCAUUGCAAGAAGCAAGGGAGCUCCGCCUUAGCAACAGAGAAAAGAUGAAGCAGAAGAAGUUUGAUAAGAAAGUUAAAGAGCUCCGCCGGGCUGUGAGGAGUAGCUUGUGGAAGAGAGGAGCUAGUAUCCAUGAACACGACUAUGGACCAGAAGAAAACAUUGAUGAAGAUACAUAUAAAAAGACAUGUACUGUAUGUGGCCAUGAAUUAACUUAUGAGAAGAUGUAGUGGUAGUAUUUUUUCUUCUAAUUUAAUUAUCUUUCUAAUGGUAUUUUGUAUUAAUGUCAAAUAAAUGCUCGUUAUGAACAA
Molecule: messenger RNA, 1666 nt
Organism: Cuculus canorus (common cuckoo)
Lineage: Eukaryota; Metazoa; Chordata; Aves; Cuculiformes; Cuculidae
Gene: XPA
Product: XPA, DNA damage recognition and repair factor
Exons: 5
Coding region: 872-1585 (237 amino acids)
Biological process (GO): base-excision repair; nucleotide-excision repair, DNA damage recognition; nucleotide-excision repair involved in interstrand cross-link repair
Cellular component (GO): nucleotide-excision repair factor 1 complex
Molecular function (GO): damaged DNA binding
Source: RefSeq, a predicted model, not a curated record